UCAUCAGCAAUCCAUCCACCACACACCUGACAUCUGCAGCCGAGGGCCAGAAGACAUGGGACUUCCAGGGAUUCCAGAAGAUGUUGCAUUAAUCCUACGCUGGAUAUGGCUUCACAGAAACUAUCUGAUCAUCUUCAUCACCCCUUUACUAUUAUUGCCCCUGCCGAUUAUCAUCCCAACUCCGGAGGCGAGAUGUGGUUAUGUCAUCAUCCUGAUGGCACUGUUCUGGUGCACAGAGUGUAUUCCUCUCGCCAUCACUGCCCUGCUGCCCGUCGUCCUCUUCCCCAUGAUGGGCAUCAUGGAGUCUGAAAAGGUGUGUGUUCAGUACCUAAAGGACACCAACAUGCUGUUUAUAGGGGGUCUGCUGGUGGCUAUAGCUGUUGAACAAUGGAAUCUCCAUAAGCGCAUCGCUCUGAGUGUCCUCCUGGUAGUUGGAGUUCGGCCUGCUUUGCUGAUGCUGGGAUUCAUGCUCGUAACAUCCUUCCUCUCCAUGUGGAUCAGCAACACGGCCACCACAGCCAUGAUGUUGCCCAUUUCUCAAGCUGUUCUCGAACAGCUCAGCGCCACAGAAGCAGACUCUGAUGAGAAAGAGCUGAGGGAAGGCCAAGAUAAUCAAGCGUUUGAGUUGACCGAGGUCAACACCAAACAUCCUUUGGACAAUUUCUCUGGAGACAAACCCAACGUCAAUCCAGAUCUGGAGGAAAGAAUCAAUUCACUCUCUGAAUGCAGGAGGAAAGAACGUGAAGCGAAGUACAUUCGUCUCUUUAAAGGAAUGAGUCUAUGUGUGUGUUACUCCGCCAGCAUCGGAGGAACUGCCACCCUGACUGGCACCACACCAAAUCUUAUUCUCAAGGGCCAGAUGGAUGCGAUUUUUCCAGAAAACCAUGGCGUGAUCAACUUUGCCAGCUGGUUCGGUUUUGCCUUUCCUAACAUGGUGCUGAUGCUUGUGCUGUCUUGGCUCUGGCUGCAGUUCAUGUACUUGGGUCUUAAUUUUAAAAAAUCUUUUGGCUGUGGUUCGAAGAAUGAGGGAGACAAAGACGCUUACAGAGUGAUGAAGAAUGAAUAUAAGAAGUUGGGUUCGAUGUCUUUUGCUGAGGGCGGAGUGCUUGUCAUCUUUGUGAUCCUGGUGAUCCUGUGGUUCACACGAGAACCAGGCUUCAUGCCAGGCUGGGCUAGCGAGCUCUUCAACAAAAACGGACAAUACGUCACCGAUGGCACUGUGGCCAUUUUCAUGUCAACCAUGUUCUUCCUCGUUCCAUCUCGGAUAGACUUUCUCUAUUCGAUCAAUUCGUGUGAUGAACAUGAUGAAGAAGCUGAAGGAGAUGAGCAGGAAGGAGGAGAAAAACAGGAAAAGAAGAAGAAACUGAAGGGUACGCCCACUCUACUAAACUGGAAGGUGGUUCAUGAACGCAUGCCCUGGAACAUAGUCUUGCUCCUGGGGGGAGGAUUUGCCUUGGCAAGUGGAAGUGAGGCGUCUGGACUAUCGGUGUGGUUGGGUGACAGCCUGGCCCCUCUCCAGAGCAUCCCACCCUUCGCCAUCUCCCUGAUCCUGUGUUUGCUGGUGGGAACGUUCACGGAGUGUUCCAGCAACACGGCCACCACCACACUAUUCCUGCCCAUUCUUGCCUCUAUGGCCACAACUAUCGGGAUCCAUCCGCUCUAUGUGAUGCUGCCCUGCACGAUCAGCGCUUCGUUGGCAUUCAUGCUUCCUGUAGCCACUCCACCCAACGCCAUCGCUUUCUCUUACGGCAACCUCAAAGUCUUAGACAUGGCAAAGGCGGGCUUCAUUCUCAACAUCAUUGGCAUUCUGUGCAUCAACCUCGGCAUCAACACAUGGGGAACGGCCAUGUUCAAGCUAGGAACCUUUCCCACAUGGGCCAAUGGCACAAAUACCACACAUACACCAUGAACGUCUUUACACGUUUGGUUUAGUGAGAAUACUGAAGGGAAAGAAAGGGGAGAAAGGAAGCUAAUCCAAAAAAUGGCAUCAUCAAAUGCACAAAAGUGUCAGUAUGCAGUAUUAGAGUGUGUAGCGUCCGUCCCCUCAUCAGCGCCCUAUGGAGCACAAGCUUAGUUUUUCUCAAAACCUCUUGAAAGGAUCUUUUCAAGCACUACAUGAAGUGGCCAGGAAGGAUUUACAGCCUCCAUUUAGAGUUCAGAAUUAUGCAUCACUUAUUUACAUAUUUAAAGUCACUCAAGUUUGAGGACUUUGUAAAUGUGAGUCGACUCCAUGUAGCGCAUUUUGCCCCAAUGUGGCUCAAAUCUGAUCCAAGUUCAGGUUUAUGCAGAACCUUUUUUUCUACAUACUUUGUGGCUUUGGUUUUCCGUUCUUCCAUUUGUGCUGGUUCACGAAAUUUAAUUUAAUUUAUAGGGUCUGGAUAAGACCUUUUAUACUUUAGAUCCCUUUUUGGAUCCUUGUCUAUUUAAUACAUUUUAAUUACACAUUUGAAUCAUAAAUCUUCAUUUGUGAGGUAGCGCAGUUAAAGAAAUGCCCCUUAAUUAGAUGUAACUGUGAAUGCUUAAAUGUAAACUCUACAGCAUUUUUUUUAGAAUGUGCUUUUUGUCAAAUAAAACUAAUUUUGUGCAAA
This is a messenger RNA of Rhinichthys klamathensis goyatoka, 2588 nucleotides long. It is a transcript of the gene slc13a2, whose product is annotated as solute carrier family 13 member 2. Gene Ontology annotation, biological process: monoatomic anion transmembrane transport. Bases 56 to 1909 code for a protein of 617 amino acids. NCBI's taxonomy places the organism in Eukaryota, Metazoa, Chordata, Actinopteri, Cypriniformes, Leuciscidae. Gene Ontology annotation, molecular function: transmembrane transporter activity. Gene Ontology annotation, cellular component: membrane. The record is from RefSeq and is a predicted model, not a curated record. The transcript has 12 exons.